Molecule: messenger RNA, 1966 nt
Organism: Culex quinquefasciatus (southern house mosquito)
Lineage: Eukaryota; Metazoa; Arthropoda; Insecta; Diptera; Culicidae
Exons: 6
Coding region: 227-1549 (440 amino acids)
Source: RefSeq, a predicted model, not a curated record
UUGAAUCGGUACAGUCGUGUGUUUUGCCGAGCGGAACACAGCACGAGUUCCGGCGACUUGAAUUGACAGCAAUUAACGAACAAAAUUUAGUGUCGACCGGGAGAUCCCGUGACGAAAUACAGAGUGAGAGAGAGACUGUUGUGAAGUGCGGCGGGGGUGUGCGAAAAUUUUCCCCUCAGUAAUUUAGUGUCCAAGUGUCCGGAAUUUCGGAAAAAUUGGUGAAACCAUGAUAAGAAAACGGCCGUUGAUGCCGCUACUGCUGCUGCUGGUGGCGGUGACCACGCUGGCGGAUGCCCAGAAAGCGGAAAGUCGAGCUACCGUGGAUUCGUCAGCGAUCUUGGAGAGUGCCAUGUGUCUGAUUCGGGCCCAGCCGAUGCUGUGCAUACGGCAGCAGGCCGCCCGGAUGCUGGACAACUGGGAGGACAUUCUGGACGCGAAGAAGCACGAAAUGAUGGAGGAAGCCGACAAGGAAGCCCAGAAACGUCAGAGCCGGGCCCUCAACGGGGACACCGCCAAACAGGCCAAACCGUCCAGCCUGAUGAACCAGAUCGAGGACGGGCUCUCGAUCGUCGCGGACUUCGUUUCGGACGGAGUUGACAGCUAUUCGUCGGACGACAGCAGCAAGCGCAAAUCGGUCGCGGAGGACGCGGCGGACGUGGCCGGAACCGGCAAGAAGCACCUGCACCACAUCCUGCACAAGCUAGGUAGCAAAACGGCCGCCACCAAUCGUAGCGAAGAGAGUGGCGUUGCACGUGGGUCCGACGCGACGGAUUUGGAUGAGGAAGUGGAGGCCGCCGUGGAGGAUGGUUUUGUGGAUUAUGGAUUUGGCGCCGGGCCAGAGAAAGCUAUCGGUAGAGGCAAGCAAGGGGGUGACCCGGAUUUUGGUUACGGUGAUGAUGGUGGUCAUGGUCAUGGAGGUGGGUCCGAAUUGAAGUCCAACACAAACAGUACUAGAGCCAUUCGCGGAAGAGACAGCAACGACGACGACGACGAAGGCGAGGAGGAGGAAACUGGCCGCAACGGAAGCGGCGAGGGCGGAGGCUUCCGACGCAAGCGCAAGGGUAAGAAGAAGAAGACGUACAUGAAGCUGUUCAUCCUCGGAGCGGCCCUCAAGGGCAAGAUCGAGCUGCUGCUCAAGAUCCUGUCGUUCCACCUGCAGCUCAAGUUCUUCGCGAUCGCCGCCAUCGGUCUGCUGAUCAACAUCGCCCGGUUCUGGAUCGACAUCAAGAAGCAGCCGCACCCGCAAAAAGUAAUCUACUACGAGCACGCCCAGCACCAGCACCACUACGACGAGGGACACGGCGGCGGCGACGAAUGGAACGGCGGCUACUGGAAGCGAUCCCUGCACAAUGUCCACGAUGACGGCCCGGUGGCGGCGGCGUCCGAGCCCAGCUACGGUUACUACGCCCAGGAGCGCAGCGAGGACGACUCCGGCCAUCACUAUCGGGGCCAGCAGCACUAUGUCCAGCAACCUCAGGCCAACAAUCCGAGCCACUAUCCGUACGAUCCGCACAGCAUGGCGUACAACCAGCAGCGGCCAUAUGCCUAACACUUUUUUUCUUUAGGAAGGUUAGGUUAGGUUAGGGUUACGGAGGUCUCCCCCUAUCGAGUUCUUAUUUCAUCUUCAUCAUCCCAUUCUCAUCAUCAUCAUCCGUCUCAUUUUGUAUAAAUCUAACGCAAAAGCCAGUGUUACACUAACCUUCUCAAUAUCUCACGAAAAGCCGUACUCUUUUUUCCCCUAUUGUUCAGCGUUGUCAUCGUUAGUCCUUAGGUAGUAUGGAGAAGAAUCAUCGUUUUGUUAGUUUUGAGUUAGACUGUUUAUUUAUUUAUUUAUUGAACUAAUAUUUAUUUGUAACGUGAUGCCUUUUUUUGAGUAUUUAAUUCGAUCCAUGUGCGAAAAUCGUAAUGAAUUGUAGUGAAUGAAAAACUAUUAUUGUGUGGAAGAAUAAAUAACAAAUUAAAACGA